AUGUCUACCAAAGUUGAGGUCAAGAAAGUAGAUCCGAGAAAAUCAUUCAUAGCUGGUUCUUUGGCAGGUGCCAUUGAAGCAUGUAUAACGUAUCCAUUUGAGUUUGCGAAGACUCGUUUACAAUUGAUCGAUAAAAAUUCUAAGGUUUCUAGAAAUCCAUUGACUUUAAUAUACAACACAGCCAAAACACAAGGUACCGGUGCCAUAUAUGUUGGUUGUCCUGCUUUUAUUGUAGGUAACACUGCUAAAGCUGGUAUUAGAUUCUUAGGUUUUGAUGCUAUCAAGAACUUACUAAGAGAUCCUGUCACUGGUGAAGUCAGUGGUGUUAGAGGUGUGGUUGCAGGUCUAGGUGCAGGUCUUCUGGAAAGUGUGGUUGCUGUGACUCCCUUCGAGGCUGUUAAGACCGCUUUGAUUGAUGACAGACAAUCUGCCAAACCGUUAUAUCAAAGAAACGGUUAUAGCGCAGUAAGAAAUUACUCUAAAUUAGUCAGUGACCUUGGGGUGAGGGGUUUGUAUGGUGCUGUUAUUCCUGUUUCCAUGAGACAAGCUGCUAACCAAGCUGUUAGAUUGGGUUGUUAUAAUAAGAUUAAGACUUCUAUUCAGGAAAUCACCAAUGCUCCAAAGGAUAAGCCACUGUCAUCGGGUAUGACUUUUAUUGUUGGUGCAUUCAGUGGUAUUGUCACUGUUUAUAGUACAAUGCCAAUUGAUACUGUUAAGACUAGAAUGCAAAGUUUGACAGCUUCUAAAUAUUCCUCCACAGUAAAUUGUUUUACUACAAUAUUUAAAGAGGAAGGGUUAAAGGCAUUCUGGAAGGGUGCCACACCAAGACUAGGUAGAUUAGUGUUGAGUGGUGGUAUUGUUUUCACCAUUUAUGAAAACGUAUUAGUUUUAUUAGGUUAA
Messenger RNA from Maudiozyma barnettii, 900 nucleotides. It is a transcript of the gene CTP1, whose product is annotated as Ctp1p. The record is from RefSeq and is a predicted model, not a curated record. The transcript has a single exon. Gene Ontology annotation, molecular function: tricarboxylate secondary active transmembrane transporter activity. Bases 1 to 900 code for a protein of 299 amino acids. NCBI's taxonomy places the organism in Eukaryota, Fungi, Ascomycota, Saccharomycetes, Saccharomycetales, Saccharomycetaceae. Gene Ontology annotation, biological process: mitochondrial citrate transmembrane transport.